This is a messenger RNA of Aspergillus vadensis CBS 113365, 1522 nucleotides long. RefSeq lists its product as uncharacterized. NCBI's taxonomy places the organism in Eukaryota, Fungi, Ascomycota, Eurotiomycetes, Eurotiales, Aspergillaceae. The coding region runs from base 42 to 1448 and encodes 468 amino acids. The record is from RefSeq and is a predicted model, not a curated record. The transcript has a single exon.
AUUCCAUUGACCCCGCAACGGCCACUACACUUCUUACAAUCAUGCCGUGGACUACAACCGAGCAAUCGCCGAACACUCUCACCCGGCCCCUUGGCCCUAACGAGGUGUUCAUCAAGCUUGUCAGUGAUUUUGGCCACCCACUAGGCCGUGAACACUGGGCAGUGAACUACACUAUCACCAUCCGUCCCCGCGGGGACUUCGCAGCCGAUCUCCUCCCAGCCCUGAUCCGCCACAGCUGGUUGCAUCUGCGCUUCCAACACCCUAGUCUAGCCGCGCAUCCAGACUCUUCCAACGCCAACCUCGUGUACACAAUUCCUGACUCUGCCGAUACCCUCAACCAAUGGGCGUCACAAACCUUCUUCAUCAAGUCGGAUGCCCAAUCCGCCGACGAUGUGAUCCGCACCAUCGCACCCGCCCCUGACGCCCAUCUCUAUUACAUCCCAAAAUCCUCGCAAAUCCUCCUGCACACAGCACACUGGCGCACUGACGGAGUAGGCGGCUUCCUCCUCCUCGGCCAGCUCGUCGAUCUAAUGUCCACUCACGCCGACACCAUUCUCUCAGGGAACCUUCCCGACGCCUUCGACGCCUUCACCUGGGGAACAGAAACCACCCGACUAUCCCUAUCCGUCGAAGAAGCCGGCAACAUGCCCCUAACCCCGACAUACGAGCAAAAGGACACCGCACAGGAAGCAGUAGAGACCUUCGCCUACGCCCAAGGCGCCGUCGGAAUCCCAUACACGGGAGACGCCACCACCAUCCCGACGGGCACCCGAGCCGCCGAGCUAACCUUCACCCCGGCGACCACCGCCGCUGCUCUCUCCGCCACGAAAGCCCGGGGCCUCGGCAUCACUGCCGCCACGCACGCAAGCGUCGCAGCAGUAAACUUCCGGCAUGCUAUCCCCGAGCACCGUGCCCAGGGGCGUCACUACACCAGCACUAUCCGGCACACGCUGCGGCCGUAUAUGCCCCAACCAUACUCCGGUCCCGCGGGAGCCGCCACGCUGUUCACCACCGGUUGGAUGUACCGCGUCGACGCCUCAAGUACCUGGGAAGAGAAUGCGCGCAAUUAUCACGCUGAAUAUCGCCGGGGACUUACUGAAGAGUAUGUUGUCGCUCAUCGCGAAUAUGCGACCAUGUUGGUGAAGUUGCUGCGGAACCUUCCGGCGCCGGAUGAGCCGCCGAGUGAUGUUGAUAUCAGUAGUCUAGGGGUUCUAGAGAAGUAUUUGCAGAGGGAGUAUGGAAGUCCCGAGAGUGGGUUUAGUAUCUUGUAUGCGGGGCUUGGAGUGGAGAUGCUCGCAAGACAGGGAGUGGUGUAUGUUUGGACGUUUCGGGAUCAGUUGACGUUGAGGGUAGUGUUUAAUGAGGCGUAUCAUACGGAGGAGCAGAUGGAAGAGUUUCUGAGGGAUGUUAAGGCGGAUUUGUUGCGGGAGUUGGGGGUGGAAGAGUAGUGGUUGCUACAUUGGGAUGAGGUCAAGAAGAGGAGGGUUCUUAUGAUUCUUCUAAUGUUUGUGAUAUCUGCUUG